UGGGGUCAACGCCAGGGAACCAAUGGCGCUCCUGACCCCCAUAAUCCAACCCUGUUUCACAGCCACCCCAUCGACCGUGAGGAUCUGCCCGUGUGCCUCCCCCUCCGUCCCACGGCCACGCAUUCCGCUCAUCUAGCCGCUCCGUCAUUUGUCCUGUUAUAG
This is a messenger RNA of Mesocestoides corti, 162 nucleotides long. The record is from the annotation of a GenBank genome assembly. Lineage: Eukaryota; Metazoa; Platyhelminthes; Cestoda; Cyclophyllidea; Mesocestoididae.